CACCUUUUUUGAAUCAUCGAAACCAUCUCACAGUAACAUUCUCAGCCCACUUAGGCUUUCAAUUUUGUCAGCUUAUAAAUAAAACACCAAAAACAGUAACGGACUGCAUCUAUGGCUUCCCCUGCAAUCAAGUUGCCAUUGCUUCUCUUCAUCUUUGCUUCCUUCUUUCUCCGUGCAGCUCUAGGUGGAAUUGUUUGUGAUGAUUUGCCAACGGAUGUUUGUGCAUUUUCAAUAUCGUCUUCUGGAAAGAGAUGUUUACUGGAGACUGACUAUGAAAAUCAUGGAAGUGUGGAGUGCAAAACAUCUGAAGUUGUUGUAACGAACAUGGCUGAUUAUAUUGAGACUGAUGAAUGUGUGCGAGCUUGUGGCGUCGAUAGAAACUCUGUUGGGAUUUCCUCAGAUGCUCUCCUAGAACCACAAUUCACUUCCAAGCUUUGUUCGCCGGAUUGUUACCAGAAGUGCCCCAACAUUAUUGAUCUUUACUUCAAUUUGGCUGCCGGCGAAGGAGCUUUCUUGCCAGAUGUUUGCCGGCAGCACCGAAGGAACCCUCGCAGAAUAAUGUUAGUCCAGCUUUUUUCAAGCUCCAGCGAAGCCGACACCACCACCACCGCAACCCCCAUUUCAACUGAAUCAUCCAAAGCUGCACUCGGCCCUGCUUUUGCUCCUGCUAUUUCACCAUCCCCAGCUCCCUUUUAGUUAUUCAUUUUCUUCAAAAAUCAUUCCCAAUUUUAAAAUAUAUAAAGGUGUUAAAUUGGUGGAGGAUUGUUUUCAUAAAUGAAAUGAGAGAUCUUGUUACUCUUAUUUACAUUCUGAAUUUCAUUUAUGGCAAUAUUCUGUAUCAUAAUACAUAUUGUGUUUAUUGAAUACAUUCAUCUUGGAAAUACUCCAAAUUUUGUGA
Messenger RNA from Mangifera indica (mango), 898 nucleotides. RefSeq lists its product as uncharacterized. The record is from RefSeq and is a predicted model, not a curated record. The transcript has 3 exons. The coding region runs from base 112 to 696 and encodes 194 amino acids. NCBI's taxonomy places the organism in Eukaryota, Viridiplantae, Streptophyta, Magnoliopsida, Sapindales, Anacardiaceae.